ACCACCUCGACUUCACUUUUCUGUCCUGCUUCUCCUCCCUCCAGCAGCACCCGUUUUGUUUUCCUCUAUAUGUGUAUUGCGCGAUUUAUCUCACGCUCCCUGUUCGAGUCGUCUAUACUGCCUAUAUAUCUAUACCUCAUUUGAGUCGUGUUUGGCUGCAGUUUGGCCGCCUACGACCCUUUCUCAUUCAUUGCGACAGCUGCUCAGGGGGUUCCUUCGCUCUCUCUUUUCCCAGGGCCUCCUUUCUGCCCUUCACUAGGCGGUUACCACUCGCUUGAGGCCGGCCCUGCGCCCUUUUCCGACCCCGGUUCAGUCCCAGAACACCUGAUUUUUCAGGCCUCGAUUGGCUCGUAUUCACCAUGGCCGAUGACCUCGAUGCUGAGUUGCUCGCAUUGGCGGGUGACGAUGCCUCCUCCGAUGAGGAGACUUCCUCCACCCCCCGCAAGCAGACCUCUGCAUCCCCUGCCCCCUCAGCUUCACCUCGUUCACCUGAACCAUCAACCAUGGCUCGAAAGGGGAUUGCGAAGCCAGUCCGUCGCGGUCGAAAGUCGAGGAGGGAUGACGAUGAGGAGGAGGAGGAGGAUGGCGAGGUAUCUGCAGCCGAUUCCCUUGACUCCGCCAGCAUGUCUGAAUCAGAAGCAGCCUCGGAUUCGGAGGGCUCCGCUGCUGAGGCCGAGGAUGAUGGCCCUAUGUUUGCCUACGAGAAGCUCUACCAUUCCGCCAAAGACAAGGAAGAGAUCAUGGCCCUUCCAGAGAUCCAGAGGGAACAAAUUCUGUCCGAACGUGCGCAGGAGGUCGAUCGUCACAAUCAGGACCUCGCUCUUCGUCGUCUUUUGGCAUCCCGGGAACGGGAGGAAGCCCGCAAGGCAAAGAAGAAUAAGCGCAAGGCUAGUGCCGCAAAUCUCGACGAGGGAAACCGCAAGAGCUCCCGACAGAAGACAACGCUGGGUGGCCGCAAAGUAGGCGAGACCUCCGAGGCUAUUGAGGCAUAUAAGCGACAGCGAGAACAGAAAGGCAAGCGGGAUGAGCUCCGGCGUCGUGAGCCCUCGGCCAAGGACAACAAGUCUCGCUCUCGCAUCUCCGAUGAAGAUGCUGAAGGGGAGAGCGAAGUUGAGUGGGAUGAUCGCGAACGGUCGCCGUCGCCUCCAAAGGACGACCCCCCUGCAGAACUGCGUGACAUCCAGAGGACUCGUGUCGGUCGCACCAACUUUGCUCAGGUCUGCUUCUACCCUGGGUUCGAUGAUUCUAUUUCGGGGUGUUAUGCCCGGGUCAAUAUUGGUCCCAGCAGGGAUACGGGGGUCAAUGAGUAUCGGCUUUGCUUGAUUAAGCGAUUCGCUGUGGGAAAACCGUAUGCCUUAGAGGGUGCCAACGGCCGAUCUUUCGUGACAAACCAGUACGCUGUUCUCGCCCACGGCAAAUCAGAACGUGAAUUUCCCUUUAUUGCUUGCUCCGAUUCCCCAUUUACAGAGGCGGAAUUUAACCGAUAUCGCCAGACCAUGGCCGUUGACGACUGCAAGAUGGCUACCAAGUCCCAAGUAGCCAGGAAAGUAAAGGAUAUCAACCGUCUACUCAACCAUAAGUUCACCACUGAGGAGCUGAACGAAAAACUGCGCAAGCAAGGUUCUCUAGACACCAAGGCGGUGUUUUUCAAACGUGUUGAGCUCGAGAAGCAAUUGAAGUAUGCUCGGGAAAUCGGUGAUGAUGCUGAGGUUGAGAGACUGCAGGGAGAGCUUGCGACCCAAGCAACUCAGAAGCUUGCCUUUGGUACUAGCACGUCCAAACCCCGUGCCGAGAAGGUCUCCGAGCACGAGCGUCUAGCGCAACUGAAUUUGCGUAACCAGAAACUCAAUACCGAAAACGUCCGUCGCGCUCAGUUGGAGGAACGGAAAGCCAGUCGCAAGGCCGCGGCCGCUGUUGCUCGGGGAGAAGCUACGAUGAAUCCUUUCAUGCGCGUCCGCACACAAGCAAGAACACACUACGACGUCAAUGGAAAGGACGACACCGCAAGCCGUGAUGCAACCUCUGUUUCGGCCACACCGUCCAACGCGAAUACGCCGGAUCGAACCAAUACUCCAUCCAAUUCACAGAAGAAGCAGCUCAAAGGCGGCAUCACGACUAUUCGUCAUCGGAACCUGGACGACGAGAACAUCGCCGCUUUGGAUUUGGACAUCGACAUUGAAAUCUAGUUUUUUAUCUUUUUCUUUUUCUUUUUUCUUUUUCUUUUUUCGGAGACAUGGAUGGGAUGUAUUUCGCACAAUCUGAUUAUCAUCAAAAAAAAGCGCAAUUCCGACCUGUUAUCUUUAUUCUUUCGGGGCUUUGCGGUGACGGCCGUGUCGCCCUCGCAGCCGUCAAGCAUCAUCCAUCUGGCGCAACUUAUGGCUCUCUGUAAUUCUUCAUCGGGAUGGUAUCUCUCUUGGGCGUUCUAGCUUAGUUGCAUGUGAUCUGUAUUAUGGAACAAUUAUACUAUUAUUAUUAUCAUUAUUUUUUGGCUGUGC
This is a messenger RNA of Aspergillus ochraceoroseus IBT 24754, 2495 nucleotides long. RefSeq names its product RNA polymerase-associated protein. The coding region runs from base 360 to 2186 and encodes 608 amino acids. The transcript is spliced from 4 exons. The record is from RefSeq and is a predicted model, not a curated record. NCBI's taxonomy places the organism in Eukaryota, Fungi, Ascomycota, Eurotiomycetes, Eurotiales, Aspergillaceae. Gene Ontology annotation, molecular function: DNA binding; RNA polymerase II C-terminal domain phosphoserine binding. Gene Ontology annotation, cellular component: Cdc73/Paf1 complex.